AUGUAUAGUUUAUAUAGAGCUUGGUUCGGUGACAGCGUUACGCCAGACAAUUAUUCAAGACUUCAAGAAACUUUAUCGCCACCUGACACAGUGGUCAGAGUGGGAAACGAAGGAGAGCAUCAGUUUGUCGCUCACAAAGGUGUUCUGGCCGCUCAUAGCGGAUAUCUAAAAGCUUUGCUAACUAGCGCACCGACGACACCUAAUCAAGGUGUUAACACGAAUAUUACAUCUUGUACUAACUUGCCAACCACUGCUGCAAUCGCGGUGACUACUACCAAUUUGUCGGGACCAUCGCAACGACAGCCUGUCACGUCUGUCUCGGUUUCGUCCAUUGGUGGAGAAGCAUUCGCGCCAUUAUUGAACUACAUGUAUACGGGUAGGUUGGAGGUAACAUUGGAUAACGUGUACAGCGUGCUAUUGGCCACGCAUUUGCUGCACAUGCCAGGGGCACUGGAGCAAUGCAGGGCUGCUUUACUAAGGCUGAGGGCACCGCCGCCUUUGCCAACGCCGAUACCGGUACCAGCAGGCCCGACGUCGACGUUGACGUCGACCUCCAUAUCCACGUCGACGCCAGGCUCGGGAAAUAUACUCAGACCUAUACCAAACAGGCUGAUGAUAGAUCCAAGCAUAUGCUGGCCACCGACAGCGCCUCUUUAUCCACCAACAGCACCUGUACCCUCGUCUAUCGGUAUUCCACAUUUACCUCAACUGCAACCGUCGGUGCUAAUGCAAUCGACCGUUCCACUCGGCGUUUCCGUCGCCCCGACCUCCAGCGUCCAAGAAACGCAUAGCUCGACGGCUUAUAGAGAAGUUUUAUCGCCAAAAUCAUCAGUCUUCAAAAUCGAACGAAAUCGGGGCCUACGAGUGGACUGUAGACCAAAAUCACCAGAGAACGUGUCCUCCAAUUCCUUGCCCUUUGUGGCAGCAGCAGCAGCUGCAUUUACCACUUUCACCACCUCUAACGUUGCCACAUCGACACGAACGUCGUCGCCUUGUCAAUCGAUUUCACCUACGCCGUCCUCCGCUUCUCAAUCCUCGGUACCACCGUGUCAAAACAAAAAGAUAACGGAACAGCAGCGUCAAUCUACAGAAGAACACCGUUACGAACAUCCAAAUUCGAGCAACAACGAGCAACAACAUCGAUCUCCACCUCUGACACCUGUGGAAGACACGGCAAUGCCUCGAAACAGUGACAGAAAUAUCGAAUCAACGUCGAUCAGCGAGGACGAUCGAGGAAGAUCUAGACGAAGAGGACGCGGUUCCAAUAGGGCAAACGAUAGUUCUUCCGGUGUUUUAUCAGUGGUUUACGACGUGGCUUGUUGCGAUGGUCCAGUCAAGUUCCAUCGAGUGUUGAAUGAAAAUUACUCGUCAACAGCCUCGUGUGGGUCUAGUUCUGUACUACAACCGCGUUUACAGAGGCCGUGUUUUGAACCAGAAAACGCAUCUGGCGAAAAUGACGAAAACGGAGGACCAACGGCUGUUAGAACUGCUUGCGACCAAAUCGAGUCUGCAAUGGAUACGGGCAACAGCAGCGGAAGCUACACUUGCCGAUACUGUAGGCACACUUUUAAGUCGCAGUAUUGUUACAGAAAACAUACCAAGAGGCAUUUGUUGCCGACAAGAGCAAACGAUCCGACUGGAAAUAGACAGAGGCAGGAUACAGAGGCUCGAAAUAGAAGAGAAGUUCGAUUGUUGGAUUUAAAUGUUCAGUAUUAUCCGUGUAAGAUCUGUGGAUGCAAAUUCCCGAGCUAUUAUUUUGUACAUAAACACAGGAAAUUGUGCCAUGCGAAUACGGAGGAGAGAACGCAGUCCGACGAAGCUAAUAGCACAGCUACCGAGGAUCAAGAGUCGACUACUUCAACGACGAAUAACGACAGACAAUGAAAUUGAACAGUUAUUUAUGGUUUGUUGAAGUGGGUUGGACGAGAUGUUAAAUGAAUGAAAAUCGAAGCGAAGAUAAUUUCAAUAAAUCCGUAGUUGAUUAAAAACACUUACCUAUUUCAAUGAAAAACGGGAUGUUCGUGUCUUGUAGAAGCAAAUUGAAUGUAGUGGAAACGUUAAGCGAAAAUAAAUGAAGAUAAAUAAUUUUAACAUAUCACAAAUUGCUUAAGCGGACUGGUCAAAUAACAUAGAAUAAAUUACUUGCGUUUCGUAGAAGUAACCUGAAUUAAGUAAAGAUCAAAGUGAAAUUAGAUGAAUACAGUUAGAUAAUGUUAAUACAUUAGCAAUUGACAUUUCGUCAAAUAGG
Molecule: messenger RNA, 2248 nt
Organism: Bombus pyrosoma
Lineage: Eukaryota; Metazoa; Arthropoda; Insecta; Hymenoptera; Apidae
Exons: 3
Coding region: 1-1884 (627 amino acids)
Biological process (GO): regulation of transcription by RNA polymerase II
Molecular function (GO): DNA-binding transcription factor activity, RNA polymerase II-specific; protein binding; RNA polymerase II cis-regulatory region sequence-specific DNA binding
Source: RefSeq, a predicted model, not a curated record